AUGCCCAAUCUGAAAUGGCUGGAUCUAUCGUUCAACCGCAUCGAGAAAAUAGAAAACUUGAACCAGCUUAUCCACCUUGAAGAUCUCAGUCUGUACAGCAACAAGAUAUCUGUGUUGGAGAACUUGGACAAACAGCAAAAGCUUCAAGUGCUCUCAAUCGGUAACAACUGCAUCGACAGGCUCGAGAAUGUGCUGUACCUGAGGACAUUGGGGGCACUGGGCUCUCUGGGACUGGCAGGGAACCCCGUGGCAGAGCAUCCCGAGUACAAGAGCUACAUCGGAGCGUUCUUGCCACACCUCACCUAUCUGGACUAUCGACUAGUGCAAGACGAGUGGCGUCAGCAGGGAUUGAAGAAGCACAGCUACGAGAUCGAGGAGAUGGAUCUUCUAGAGCAUCGAGAUGAGUUUGAAAAGGAGAAGCAGAAACAGCAGCAAGAGCAGGAAGAGCGAUACAGGGAGGCUUUCGUGGAAGGCUUGAGUGAGGGGCAGCUGUUUGACGAAAUGUUUGACGGUGAUAAAGAUGGUGACCAUUUGUAUCAUAUGCAGGGCGCUGAAGAACUACGCGAGACGCUGAAGACACAGGUGGUACCCAUCUGCAAGCAGAUAUUCGACGUGGGUAUUGAGAAGGAGCAGCAGCGAGCGGAGGAGCUCAGUCAGCUCAUCAGGUGUCUGAAGGAGGGCCGCGACUCCGAUCAGGAGAAGGCUGUGGGUCGGAUGGACGAGUUUCUGACGGACAAGGAGACCCUGCUGGGAGACAUCGCGGCGGCCAUCGAGAUGGCCGAGGUAGCCGGCGUCAAUGAUGAAACCGAGGCGGCGAUCGACACUGCCAUCCAGGCGUACCGGGACCGCUGCCAGAGUCUCUGGAGCCAGCUGAUGGGCAGCGAGGUGGUACUCAACGACGGCUUAGAGGAGGUCAUCCAGGAGUUCGGCAGGAACCUCACCGAUAUGGUGUCCAGCAUGCUGGAGGCGACCCAGGCGCUGUUCGCCCAGGUGCGUGACCUCGAGGCCGGCUACACGGAGCAGGUCACCGAGCUGGCGCUCCAUGUCCUGGAGAAGGUCAUCAGGAACGACGAGGACGUGGACAUGCCUCCGGAGACCACCGAGCUCUUCACCGACAAGGAGGUGGUGAUGUCGCUGGUCACCGGAUCGCACGACUUCCACCUGCAGGUGCUGGACGGGAGGGAGGACCGCAUGACGUCUCGCGUCAAGACAUGGCUGCAGAACACCAUCGCGAACCUGCUACAAGAGGAGGAGAAGAGGAAUCGAGACCGAGUCAUCGAGAUAAACCACUUCCUCGACAAACAGCGCGAGGAACUGGAUGAGUUUGAGAUACCGCGCGUGCCAGAGAUGGAGCUGGAUAUCGCACCGUAG
Molecule: messenger RNA, 1371 nt
Organism: Amphibalanus amphitrite
Lineage: Eukaryota; Metazoa; Arthropoda; Thecostraca; Balanomorpha; Balanidae
Product: dynein regulatory complex subunit 3-like
Exons: 1
Coding region: 1-1371 (456 amino acids)
Molecular function (GO): protein binding
Source: RefSeq, a predicted model, not a curated record